This is a messenger RNA of Chenopodium quinoa (quinoa), 1179 nucleotides long. RefSeq lists its product as uncharacterized. Lineage: Eukaryota; Viridiplantae; Streptophyta; Magnoliopsida; Caryophyllales; Amaranthaceae. Gene Ontology annotation, biological process: DNA transposition. Gene Ontology annotation, molecular function: DNA binding; transposase activity. The record is from RefSeq and is a predicted model, not a curated record. The transcript has 3 exons. Bases 1 to 1179 code for a protein of 392 amino acids.
AUGAGGUUGGAACACAAAUGUGUGAGAAGCAGAGAGAACAAGAAGGUCACUGCAGAGUUCAUUGCAGAGAGGUACCUUGAGGAGUUCAGAAGUAAUCCCUCAUGGAAGAUUAAACAGAUUAGGGAUAGGGUUUUGCAAGGUUUGGGUAUAACAGUAACCUACUUUAGGGCUUGGAUGGCAAGAUGUAGAGCAAAGUUGAUAAUAUUUGGUUCAGCAAGAGAGCAGUAUGCAAGGGUCUGGGACUAUGGGAAGGCAAUUAUGAAGUAUAACCCAGGGUCUGGUUGUAAUGUGAUGGUGGAGGGCUUUGAUCAACCUGAGCCACCUAUCUUUCUGAGGAUGUUUGUUUGUCUGAGGGCUGUGAAAGAUGGGUUUUUGAAAGGUUGCAGGCCAAUCAUUGGGGUAGAUGGGUGCCACUUGAAAGGAGCUUACCCAGGGCAAAUUUUAGUUGCUGUGUCCAAGGAUGGAAACAACGGAAUUUACCCUAUUGCUUGGGCAACAUGUGAGAUUGAAAACAAGGAUACUUGGAUUUGGUUCCUGCAAUCAUUGAUGGAUAGUUUGGGGAAUGUUGAUGGAACAAGUCUGACUUUCAUGUCAGACAGGCAAAAGGGUUUGGUUGAAGCUUUAGCUACAGUUGUCCCAAAUGCAGAGACAAGGUUUUGUGUUAGGCAUAUUUGGGCAAAUUUUAAACUGAAGUUCACAGGAACAGUCUUCAAGGAGCUUUUUUGGAGUGCUGCAAGAGCAACAACACUGCCUGACCAUGAAAUGGCAAUGGAUCAAAUCAAGGAGCUAAACCAAGAAGCUUAUGAUUAUUUGCUAAAGAUCCCCACUAAACACUGGUGCAGACAUGCAUUUACUGAGAACUGCAAGUCCAACAUGUUACUCAACAACAUGUGUGAGACUUUUAACUCAGUAAUUAGGGAUGCAAGAGACAAACCUAUCCUCACCCAAAUGGAGUGGAUGAGGAGAUACAUGAUGAAUCGGAACAAUGAGAAGUGGGAAGACUCUAAGCACUUCAGAAGCAAUUUGACUCCUUAUGUUCACAAGCUGUUUCAAAGAAUCAGCUAUGUGUCUAGGAAUUGUAUUAUUCAAGCUGCCAGGGAUGAUACAUAUGAAGUUCAGCUUUAUGAUGAUCAGGUGCUAGUUGAUUUGGGGAAUAACACAUGCUCAUGUUACCAUUAG